AUGCACGGCGGCGCCGAGCCCGCAGGCACCCGCCGCACUGCCAGCCCGGCCUAUGGCGCUGGGCAGAGCAGCGGAGUUGGGCGCUACGGGCCCCAGCAGCAGCAGCCCAUGUCAAGUCUGCUCAACAAGCUCGACCCGUCAAGUCUGCUUAACAAGCUCGACCCGCGCGUUGACAGCAAGACGGGCGCCGUGUACGAGAACGGCGCCCAGCGCCGCUACUAG
Messenger RNA from Lasiosphaeria miniovina, 222 nucleotides. RefSeq lists its product as uncharacterized. The transcript is spliced from 2 exons. The record is from RefSeq and is a predicted model, not a curated record. The coding region runs from base 1 to 222 and encodes 73 amino acids. Lineage: Eukaryota; Fungi; Ascomycota; Sordariomycetes; Sordariales; Lasiosphaeriaceae.